AUGGCGACGGCCAAACCCAGCUCGCUUCCUUCCAACGCCUGCCCUGAGCCACCAAGAAAGCCUUGCCCGGAAUCUGUUCUCGUCGCAGUCGCUGGAGACGAGUCUAUUGCUGACAACUAUUCCAAAAACCCGAAGCACGACCGACCGAAAUUUCCCAGCGGUGAUACUACUGACGGUAUCCAGCAAUGCACCAGCCAAUCCGAAGAAGUCAUGGAAGCCUGCUCCGAAAACAACAGUGCUGGAGACGCGAAAUCUCAUGACGAGGAAGCCGAGGAGGUAACCGAGGAGCUAGGCGAAGAGGGUCACGAACAAGAAUCUGAUAACGAUGUCAUAUUUGAAGCUCCCAUGGAUCAUGUCAACAGAGCUAUCCAGGCUGCCACCGAAGUUGGGAAGGAGAAUGAACCGUGCUUCGACUUGUCGAAGGGUGUAAUUCGGCACAUCAGCGCAAGAUUUGGAGAUUCGGCCGUCUAUGUCAUUCCUUGGAUAGCGUGUUACUCAUGGGAGGUGGUCUUAGUCUUACUAAAGACGUAUUACCGCAACGACCACGAUGCAUUGAACGACUUAAACUGGAACAACAUCAAUAUUCUGAAGCUAGACCAUGGCUUGAUCUCCUCUGAAACGUGGGACUCAGUUGUCCAACACGGAAUGCAGGUCGUAUUCUCGGUGCACUCCUCUCUCGUCCCACAGCAGCCUCCACUGGAUUACCGAGAUCAGUUGCGGUAUACUGUCACCUACUUGGAAGUCAGUCCAAAAGACAGGGAUGGAUGUUUCGUCGACGAGCGCACAUAUGACGCCCCAAUGGAGGUAGAGACUAUCCACGGUGAUACAGCGAUGCCCGCACUGGAAGAAUUGAGGACCAUCCAGACCCCACGUUACCGGGCAAAUGAGAAGGACGCCGAUGCGCAAGCGAGAGCUAAGCUGGGGCCUCUCGAUCAAGUGAAAGAGAUUAGCCUGAAGAUCAAUUCGUCAUAUCUACUGAACAUACUCAAGUCGGUGAUCGAAUACGCGUCAGAAUCUCCUCAUGGAGAGGAGUUCGGUGUAGGUAUGGGCGAAUUCAACUACCCAUUCAAGGAUCUUUACCAUCACAUGGACGAUCUGAUAAGAUACCGGGCUGGUGAGAGCUACUUACGUGCUCAGCACCCUGCAGCUUUCAACGAGAGGGCAGACUGUCACAUUGACUUAAUUCUUAACUAUCUGAGCUUGCAGCGAGAUAUUCCCUUCGAGAAAUAUGCCUCUGCCCGCCGCGAAAAGGUGUCAGUCACCACUUUCGCAUCAUGCUGGUUACUCCUAAAACCGGGCACUGAUGUGUAUGUGCGUGAAGAAGAUGGACUUAUGAACGCGUAUAUCGUGCAUGCAGUCAGCGGAGGCGUCACCCAGGUCGAUGGAAAAGCGAUCAAUCGCGACUACGAAGUAUCCGUAUGGAACCUGGCGUGUGAUGGAACACACGCAUUUCCCGAGGUUCGACAUGUACGUGUUGCAGUUUUCGACAACGAGAGGGAGGCGAAAAGUCUGCCCGUAUUUCCCGUUGAGUACAACGACAACUUCGACGACGGUAAACUCAAGCAGGAGUUGACAGAACGAGGCAAGAGGUAUCUCAAAUACACGAGCCAACCAAGCUUCUUGCAGGACUCUGGCCGGGGCUUAGCAAAGGGUGUAGAGCCAAAGAGCCCUGAUCUGAUCUCUGACCAUCAAUACAUGCUCAUGGCAUCGCAUGUUUAUGCCUUCAUGCUGAAAGAGCGCACUUAUGACUUGCUAGCUGUCGAAGGCUUGGAAGAGCCUGAGCUGGUCGAAACAGCGAUCGACAGACUGGUCAUAGAUCACAACAACAAAGAGUUGAUCAAGGCCAUGGCCCAGGUCUAUACAGAUAGCGACCCUGAUCGGUUCAGUGGGGACUUCAUACGUGGAAAAGGCGAGGGGCAGAUCAUACUUUUGCACGGGCCUCCUGGAACUGGCAAAACGCUCACAGCUGAAACUGUUGCAGAGUAUACGAGACGACCGCUCCUUAGCAUCACUGCAGCUGACUUGGGCCAUGAGCCUGAAGCGUUGGAAAGGAGUCUUCUCCGCUUCUUCAAAGAUGCUAGUGACUGGGGCGCUAUAGUGCUACUGGACGAAGCAGACGUGUAUCUCGAGCAGCGAACGAUACACGACCUGAAGCGGAACAGCAUCGUAUCAGGCAAGCUUUUCACCUCUGUGAAGCUCCGCGAUGAUCACGAGCGUGGCGGACGAGAAAUACUCUAUGAGUAUGACGCGAAGAGCUAUGUCAAGAGCAGAGAGGUACAGGAGCUAGAGUGGAACGGACGAGAAAUUCGAAAUGCCUUCCAAACCGCCGUCGCCCUAGCGGUCUUUGAAGCCAAGAAGGACAAGAAUGGCAAGCCACCCAAGGUGACUGAGGGCCGCCUCAGACAAGUCGUGCAGAUGUCUUCGGCUUUCCGAAAAUACAUGACUGCUGCGCAUAACGGUAUGGACGAAUCGACAUGGGCUUUCAGACAUGGGAAUCGCGAGGACAAGUUUCCAAGCACACCAGCAAAGACUGCGACUUGA
Messenger RNA from Alternaria metachromatica, 2541 nucleotides. RefSeq lists its product as uncharacterized. The record is from RefSeq and is a predicted model, not a curated record. The transcript has 7 exons. Bases 1 to 2541 code for a protein of 846 amino acids. Lineage: Eukaryota; Fungi; Ascomycota; Dothideomycetes; Pleosporales; Pleosporaceae. Gene Ontology annotation, molecular function: ATP hydrolysis activity; ATP binding.